Molecule: messenger RNA, 5054 nt
Organism: Melanotaenia boesemani (Boeseman's rainbowfish)
Lineage: Eukaryota; Metazoa; Chordata; Actinopteri; Atheriniformes; Melanotaeniidae
Gene: srebf1
Product: sterol regulatory element binding transcription factor 1
Exons: 19
Coding region: 269-3805 (1178 amino acids)
Biological process (GO): regulation of transcription by RNA polymerase II
Cellular component (GO): nucleus
Molecular function (GO): RNA polymerase II cis-regulatory region sequence-specific DNA binding; protein dimerization activity; DNA-binding transcription factor activity, RNA polymerase II-specific
Source: RefSeq, a predicted model, not a curated record
UGAGCUUCAGUGUUUGGCUUGGUUUGACAAGUUACCUAGGAUGAUUAUGGGGGUUGGAGUGAGUAGUCAGUUUACACAUCAGUAGGAAUAAUAAUAAAAAGAAAAAAAGGAGAAAAUAAGUUGGGACUCAUCUUGCACACAUUUCAGGUAGACUUGGAAACCGACUCGUUGUCAAAUGUAGCGACGUGAGAAGUUACCGAUUUUAUUUUCCUGCUGUGCUAUCCGAGAGCAACUUAAGUCUACUCAAGAAAAACAGACACAAGUCAAGAUGAACCGCCUGCCUUUCGACGAUCCUUCGUUGGAUAAUCUGGAUCCAACACUGUCGCUUAAUGACCCUAGCGAUAUUGACACGGCCCUCUUAAGCGAUAUUGAUGACAUGCUUCAGCUUAUCAACAACCAGGACAUGCAAUUUGGGGGACUCUUUGAUGUCCAUCCCUUUUCAGGGGGCACACCCACAGAAGAGAUUCCUGGUUUAUCUCCGACCACCUCAGCUGCCCCUCCAAUCGCCACUACCACACCUACAUCUUCAUCUACUUCUUCCAUUUUAAGUAGUAACCCCCACUUGGAUGCUCUCCUGGGCCCUCCCAUCACCCGUAGCUCCUCCACCCCAGAUAAAGCUUUUAAGCAUCCCACCUUCCAGCAGUCUCCGCUGUCUCAGGUUCCCAAUUCCACCCAGAGGCAGCAGCCACCCUCCCCUCAACAGGCUCCAAGCCUUGAACAGCCACAGGUAGAACAGCCCCAAUCAAUCCUCAGCCAAUCUGCCCCUACCCAGGCAGCUUCUCCCCAUGGCUCACCGGGACCAAAUCCAGCAUUUGGCACCACAACACAGGCUCUUUUCACCACACUUGCACCUCAGACUUCACCUCAACCCCAGCAACAGCCUCAGGCCAGAAUCAACUAUAGCAGCCAAAACACCUUCACAGCUGCCAGUCCCAGCAGUGUGAGCACACCUGCCACCAGCCUGUCGUCCUCCCCACCAAGUGCCCAGCCAGUGGCCAUUCAGACACAGCUCCAUGGGCUGACCACUGCCUCUCCCCUACUGGCCACAUCAACAAGCCCUCCUGUUCAAACCAUAGCAUCUCAUGUACAGCAAGUACCUGUACGUGUGCUGUUGCAGCCCCAGUUCAUCAAGGCUGAGUCCCUGCUGCUCACUACUCUGAAGCCUGACCCCUGUAUUGUAACAACUGUGGCUUCCUCGACAUCCCUGGCCACCACCACCACCCCAGGCCAGAGCACUUCUCUGCAGGCCUUCAUGGGUGGGGGCACAAUCCUGACUACAGUGCCUGUGAUGGUUGAUGCUGAGAAGCUGCCUAUCAACCGCAUCGCCAUCUCUGGUAAGCCGCUGGGCCAGCCACACAAGGGGGAGAAGCGCACAGCUCACAACGCCAUUGAGAAACGCUAUCGCUCCUCCAUCAACGAUAAAAUUGUGGAACUUAAAGACUUGGUGGCUGGGACUGAAGCCAAGCUCAACAAGUCUGCAGUGCUGAGGAAAGCAAUAGACUACAUCCGUUACCUGCAGCAGACUAACCAGAAGCUCAAACAGGAGAACUUGGCUCUGAAAAUGGCAGCCCAGAAAAACAAGUCUCUCAAGGACCUUGUUGCCAUGGAGGUGGAUGGUCAGGUAGAAGUAAAGAGUGACCUGCCCACCCCACCAGCCUCUGACGUGGGCUCCCCAACCUCUUUCUCGCACUGUGGAAGUGACUCAGAGCCUGACAGUCCGAUGGGGGAGGACACAAAGCCAAACACUGGCAUGCUGGACCAAUCUGCAGCAGGUGGCAAUGCCGGCGGCAUGUUGGACCGUUCCCGUAUGGCAUUGUGUGCUUUCACCUUCCUCUUCCUCUCCCUCAAUCCUCUGGCCUCACUGCUCUGCUCAUCUAGUGGCACCUCUGCAGGAAGCACUGCAAAAGUUACCACCCACCAUGCAGGCAGGAGUGUCCUGGGUUUGGAUAUCGCAGCUGACUCUUGGGGAUGGAUGGAUUGGAUGCUCCCAACUAUGCUGGUUUGGCUACUUAAUGGAAUUCUGGUAUCGGGGGUACUGAUCCGACUGUUGGUGUACGGAGAGCCUGUAACCAGACCUCAUUCGGGAUCAUCGGUCUUGUUUUGGAGGCACCGCAAACAGGCUGAUCUGGACCUUGCUAGGGGAGAUUUUGCUCAGGCCAGUCACAACCUGCGGACUUGUUUGAAGGCUCUUGGUCGCCCCUUGCCCACCUCCCAGUUGGACCUUGCCUGUGCAGCACUCUGGUCUCUACUAAGAUUCUGCCUCCAGCGCCUCUGGGUUGGCCGCUGGCUGGCUGGCAGGGCUGGAGGCUUGCGAUCUGAUCGCCCCCUGCAGGACGAUGCAUGCAAAAGCAGCCGUGAUGCUGCCCUAGUUUACCACCGCUUGCACCAACUUCACAUGACAGGGAAGCUUAAUGGCAGCCACCUGUCAGCAGUGCACAUGGCUUUAAGUGCAGUGAACCUGGCUGAAUGUGCUGGCUCAUGUCUGCCUGUAGCCACUUUGGCUGAGGUUUACGUCUCUGCAGCUCUACGAGUCAAAGCCAGCUUGCCAAGAAUCCUGCAUUUCACAUCUCGGGUGUUCCUGAGCAGCGCACGUCAGGCAUGUCUGUCAUCCAGUGGCAGCGUGCCUCCUGCCAUGCAGUGGCUUUGUCAUCCACUUGGCCACCGCUUCUUCGUGGAUGGGGAUUGGGCCAUUCGCAGCACACCUAAAGAAAGCAUCUACAGCCAGGCUGGCAACACUGUGGAUCCUCUGGCCCAGGUGACUCAGGCAUUCAGAGAACACCUCCUUGAAAAGGCUCUUCACUGUGUUGCCCAGCCUCAUGAAGAAAAGAGUCCCAGCCAGGGCGAAGGGGAAUAUGCAGAUGCUUUGGAGUACCUCCAGCUGUUGAUAAGUGCAUCAGAUGCCGCUGGUGCCACCUCCCAGUCCUUUGCAAUCGGUUCCAACAUGGCUAUUGUGACUGGCUGUGACCCGCACUCCAAGUGGUGGUCUUCAGUUGCUAUAGUCAUCAUCAACUGGCUCCAAGGAGAUGACGCUGCAGCAGAGAGACUUUAUCCGACCGUUGAACAUCUGCCCCGCAGUCUGCAGAAUGCAGAGAGUCUUCUGCCGAAAGCAUGUCUGAACACAUUCAGGGCAGUUAGGGCUCUGCUGUCCAAGCCAGAAAACUACCAGGUGAGUCUCAGCUACAUUGACAAGGCCAGCGCUCUGCUCCGAGACAGCCUCAACCUGGGACCACACUGCCACAGCUCCACUUUAGAUAAGGUCGUUGAGUUGCUGUUUUGUGAUCUGUUAUUGGUCAUGAGGACCAAUGUGUGGCGUGUGCAGCAGCAAGGAGCAAGUCCCGCAGGACCCGGGUCAGUGGGCACUAGUAGCCCUUUGGGCCCUCAUCAGGCCUCUCCACCAGAGCUCCAAGGCUUUCAGCAAGAUCUCAGCUCCCUACGCAAGCUGGCACAAAGCUUCAGACCUGCAAUGCGAAGAUUGUUCCUUCAUGAAGCUACAGCCAGGCUGAUGGCAGGAGCCAGUCCUACCAGAACUCAUCAGCUUCUAGAUCGUUCACUAAGGCGCAGAGCAACACCUGGAGCCAAGACAGAGGAGUGUGAGACACGGCCAGGCCAGCGGGAGCAGGCAGAGGCUGUGAUGCUGGCAUGCCGCUACCUUCCUCCCUCCUUCCUGUCGGCUCCAGGCCAAAGGGUGGGUAUGUUGGCUGAUGCAGCCCGCACCCUGGAGAAGCUGGGAGACAAGAGGACCCUUCACGACUGCCAACAAAUGAUCAUAAAACUGGGAAGCGGCACCACUGUCACCAACAGCUAGAGCAAAUGGAAGGGGGAAGGGCUGAGAGACUUGCACAUAUAGUGUAUAUAGAAACAUCUCUGACAUACAAGUGCACACAAAGAAAAACACAUUUUUUCCAUGGACAAAACCAUACAACCCCCUCCCCCCAGACCCCACAUCAGAGGGCACUUACAGAGUUGACACUUUCUUUUUUAAACUGUGCUUUGUUUCCAGAAAAUAGAAUUUUUCUCUUGUCAAAAGCAGAACCUCCUUGUGAUAAUCACCGCAGUGUCACAGUUUGACCACAGAGAGGAGCCACCACAUCUUUGAGAUGGAUGGUGAGACGUCAGAAGUGUGUGAGAAGCAUGAACAAGUUGUUUGCCCUGCACUCACUCCUUGUCGCCCCUCCCCCAACCAAUCUGUUUGGCAGAGCUGCACCUUCAACAGGAAGGAGGGCUCAAUGUUUGGGAGUGACAGGCUGCACUGGUUGGCUGCAAGGUGAGGUGUCUCUUUGUUAGUGGGAGAAAAACGACCAAAAUGUUUGGUCUGACGGUGGGCCGAACAGUGGGAAGCCACUCCACAUGUUGUUCAAAUACUUAUGAAAUUUAUUUGGAUCGUACUUCCUUGGUGAUCAACGGCCCGAGCCCCAUGUCUUGAUCUGCACUAGGCCUCCAAGGCUGCUUUCAAUGAGAUAAAGAAACAUUUGGCUUUAUGAAGUUAUUUUCAUACAGGUCAUAUAUUUGUUUUGCUGUGUAUAUAUUUUAAAAUGUAUUUAUAAUAUGUAAGAUCUUUGAUUAAGCUGUAUUUUGCAUAAGCAGAGUGACAAAGUGUAUUUUCUUCCGUUAUGUCAGUUCUUUGCAGUAGUCUAGGUUCUAUAGUGUCCAAAUGGUAUGUCAUCAAGAUCAUAGUCUGAGUUGACCAUUUGAGCUGUUGGACCUGUUUGCAGCUAUGACAUCAGAAGUAGAUGACAGUGUCUGAUAUUGGGAUAUGACAUAAAACUUUGUAGACAUUUUCAAAAUAAUUCAGUCCUUUUUUAAACAGUAUCCAAAAUAAAUGUUCAGGUUUAUCUUAUAUUUCUUUGCAAGUCCAACACAAAGGCAGUACUUCCUCUUUAACUUGUUAGGAAAACCAUCUUUUUUUUAUGUAACUAAUGUGAAAUUAUGGGAUUGAGGUGAUUGCAAAAUGGCUGAAAGUAUUGGUCAUUGUUCUGUAACUUACAUCCUUUUUCUCUCUCCUUUGUUGUUGAGUUUCAUCAUUUCAUGUAAAUAUUAAAUCAUUUUGUAAAGAA